AUGGCCUCUCUAGACCAGGACUUCCCCGUCUCCGCCGAAAAGGCCGGCCUGGAAGGCACCGACAAGAUGGAUGCCCACGAGAAGGAGGUCUUUGACCAGGUCAUCCGUCCCAGCGACAGCUAUACUCCCGAUGGCACCUACUGGGCCGAUCUCCCGCUCGGCCAGCGUAUCAACUUCAUCGCUUCCGUCGAUGGCGAGGAAGCCCGCAAUGAAUGGAAAUGGCUUGUGGACAUGUUCAAGGCCGAUCCCUUGGCCCCUGUAUCUUACUACUUCAAGAACAUGGUCCUUCCCGGUGCUGGUCUCGGUCUGGAAGGUUAUGUGCUCUUCUCUAUCGGAAACGUUGGCCCCCUGUUCAAGGCUUCUUUCAAGGAGUGCUGGGGCACCCACAAGGUCUGUAACAGCAACUGGAUUGCUGCCGUCAACUACCUCGAAAUUGUUGGAAUUCUUAUCGGCCAGCUUCUCGUUGGAUAUCUUGGUGACAGCAUCGGUCGUCGCUGGGGUCUGAUUCAGGAUGCCGCCAUCAUGUUUAUCGGUUUGCUCAUGAUUACCGCCGCGUGGGGUGUUACUCUGAACGGCUGGGUUAUUUGCUACGCCUGGUCCCUCUUCUUCUACAGUAUCGGUGUUGGUGGCGAGUACCCUAUGACUGCCACCAUCGGGAUGGAAAACGGCAUGAGCUCCGGAAAGCUCUCUUCUCGCGAUGACCGUCUGCACCGUGGACGCAAGGUCGUCAGUGCCUUCCUGAUGCAGGGAUGGGGUCAGUUUGCCAACCAGGUCAUUCUGAUUCUUCUCCUGCUCAUCUUCCACCACGGCGAUGGUACUCCUCCCAUCUCCGCCGUGGCUACCCAGUGGACCUACCGUGUCUCGUUUGCUAUCCCCGCCGUGGGUACUCUGUGGCUGGUCUACUAUCGUGCCUACCACAUGAAGGCUGCCAGUAAGCAGCUGGCAGCCGCCAAGAAGAAGGCGUCCGUCACUGGUUAUGAUACCCAGUCUCUUGCGCUGACCUUCAAGCAUUUCAGCCCCCGUCUGAUUGCCACCACUGGUGGUUGGUUCGCCAACGAUGUCUUCUUCUAUGGUAACAAGCUCUUCCAGAGCAACUUCAUUAAGGUCAUUAGCCCUAAGUCGACCUCUCUGAUGACCAAUUGGCUCUGGAACUUGGUGAACAUUGGUGUUUCCCUGGGUGGUUACUACUGCGCUUCUUGGUUUGUGGAUAACAAGCUUUAUGGUCGCAAGUGGAUGCAGAUUAUUGGUUUCAUGAUGUGCUUCAUCAUGUUUGUUGUCCCGGCCUUUGCUUUCCAUCACUACAAGGAGCCUGCCAACAUUCACUCCUUCCAGGCCAUGUACUUCCUCAGCUCCUUCUUCAACCAGUUCGGCCCUAACUGCAUCACUUUCCUCGUCGCUGCCGAGGUUUUCCCCACUCCCAUCCGUGCCACUGCCCACGGUAUCUCUGCGGCCGCUGGUAAGCUCGGUGCUUUGAUGAUUGCCAUCGUUGGUUCCUACACCACUACCCAGCAACAGUUCUACAUUGUGCCCUGGUUUGGUCUGGGUGGCACCUUGCUCACCUGGCUGUUCCUCCCUGACACCACCGGUCUGGAUCUCCGGGAGCAGGAGCGCCGCUGGAAGUUCAUCCGUGAGGGACGUGCGGAUGAGUACCACGGCCCCGCGGUGCACCCCAAGCAUCUGUCCGUGUGGGAGCGCAUGAUGGGUGUGGGCAAGGCCUACAAUGCCGAGCUCGACUACCAGAUGAAGGUCAAGGAGUUCCGCGCUGAUUGGGAAGCCGCCAUGGCCGAUUCCUCCGCCGAGUCUGACAAGUUCGAGACCGAUGAUGUCGACGAGAACAUCCUGCACGGCCCCAUGCACAGUUAUUUCUUCCGCACCAGCCCUGAGAUCCGGGCCAAGGAAGGUGCCGCUCCCCAGGAUGUUACUUUGUCUCCUCCCGCCAACUAA
Molecule: messenger RNA, 1944 nt
Organism: Aspergillus ochraceoroseus IBT 24754
Lineage: Eukaryota; Fungi; Ascomycota; Eurotiomycetes; Eurotiales; Aspergillaceae
Exons: 3
Coding region: 1-1944 (647 amino acids)
Biological process (GO): transmembrane transport
Cellular component (GO): membrane
Molecular function (GO): transmembrane transporter activity
Source: RefSeq, a predicted model, not a curated record